This is a messenger RNA of Clunio marinus, 204 nucleotides long. Lineage: Eukaryota; Metazoa; Arthropoda; Insecta; Diptera; Chironomidae. The record is from the annotation of a GenBank genome assembly.
AUGAAGCAGAAGACAAGAAAGAUUGAAAGCAAACUUCUCGUGGGAUUACGGCUUAAAAAAGUUGAGAAAAGUUUUAAGAAUGAAAAAUUGUUUUUUCGUUUUAUUUUAUGUUGCGAUGUUGAACAUGUGCAAACCAUGCCGCACCUAGUUGUUCUUCUUCUUCUUAUUUUUGUUGAUGUUCACUCGCGUUCACAAAUCACUUAA